Cuscuta epithymum is the source of this 4596-nucleotide messenger RNA. The record is from the annotation of a GenBank genome assembly. Lineage: Eukaryota; Viridiplantae; Streptophyta; Magnoliopsida; Solanales; Convolvulaceae.
UCUGAUCUCAUAAACAAACUAGAAUAGCAUAUCCCCACUUUCUCAUCACUUUGAGACACUUAAAUUAGCUACAGCUUACUAAUUUACCAUGGUUUCCGAGAGGAUAGUGUCCAAGAGUGUAUGUGUUAUUGGUGCCGGACCCUCAGGACUGGUGGCAGCGAGAGAGCUAAAAAAGGAAGGGCACAAUGUGUUGGUUUUUGAACAAUGUCAUGAUAUUGGAGGGCAAUGGCUGUACAAUGCUCAAGUUGAAGGGGAAGAUCCCUUAGGAAGGUCUAGAUUCUUGAAGGUCCAUAGUAGCAUUUAUGCAUCGCUAAGGCUCAUAUCUCCAAGAGAAAUUAUGGGGUUUUCUGACUUCCCUUUCUUGACCAAAAAGGGGAGAGAUCAAAGGAGAUUUCCAGGCCAUGAGGAGCUCCUCGCUUAUUUAGGUGAUUUUUGUGAGUUUUUCAAGGUGAGAGAGAUGAUAAGGUUCAACACUAGGGUCGAGUACGUUGGGAUGAUGAAUGAUGAUAACGGGCUCGGGGGCGACAUGAGGUGGACUGUGAAGAGCAAAGAGAAGAAGGGUGGUGAUGAGAAGGUUGUGGAAGAAGUCUUUGAUGCUGUGGUGGUGGCUUCUGGUCAUUAUUCCCAGCCCAGGCUGCCUCGGAUCAAAGGGAUGAAUGCGUGGAGAAGAAAGCAGAUGCAUAGCCAUAUUUACAGAAUGCCAGAGCCGUAUCGCAAUGAGGUGGUUGUGGUAGUUGGGAGUUCACUGAGUGGGCAGGAUAUUUCCAUGGAGCUUGUAAAUGUAGCAAAGGAAGUUCAUUUGAGCGCCAAGUAUCCUCGUAACGUUCCGGAAGGCUUGUCAAAAGUCAUCUCCAAACAUGCUAACUUUCACAUUCACCCUCAGAUAGAGUCAUUGCAAGAAGAUGGGCAGGUUGUGUUCAUGGACGGCAGUUCCACCAUUGCAGAUACCAUCUUAUACUGUACAGGGUACUCCUACUCCUUCCCAUUUCUUGACACCAAAGGCAUGGUUGUAGUGGACAAUGACAGAGUGGGACCCCUAUAUGAGCACACAUUUCCUCCUUCACUAUCUCCUUCUCUGUCCUUCAUUGGUAUCCCAAGAAAGCUCAUAGGGUUCCCUUUCUUCGAGUCUCAAGCAAUAUGGAUAGCGCAGCUUUUAUCUGGAAAAAGGACACUGCCAUCACGGGAGGAAAUGAUGCGGUCCAUAAAGGAGUUUUAUAAGUCUAGGGAUCUUGCUGGCAUUCCUAAGCAUAAUACCCACGACCUUGCGGACUUUGACUACUGCGAUAAAUAUGCAGAUUAUGUUGGAUUCCCACAUCUAGAAGAAUGGAGAAAGGAGCUUUGCAUAUCAGCUCUGAUAGACUCAGAAAUCAACCCGGAGACGUAUAGGGAUGUAUACGAUGACCAUGACAUGCUUCAAGUAGCUUAUCAGAGUCCUCACUUCACUCAGGUUGACUCUCAGGCUUUCACUGGGUGAAUACAUUGAACAGAAUAUGCAACACUUCUCCAUUCAGUUUAUGCAGGACUAAUUUAUUUAAUUGGUUGAUAGCUACCACUAGACUUAAGUGUUUUUCUCAGCAUGUAACAAAAGACACAUCAUCAAGAUGAAACAAUCUAUGCUAUCUACCUUCUAUUUAUCAAGACUUAAGUUUGUUUUGCAUGAGGCAUCUUCCCAAGUGUACAAACCAAAAAGUGAAGACAUGGGAAAAAGAAAAUCUGAUUUUUGGCUGUAAAUAAGCAACUAAUGUGGAGUUUCCAUAAUCUGUCAAUAAGCUUAAAAAAACUGGUCGCCCUCAUCAACUACACAGAAAUUAGAAUAUAUAUUAGAGUAAAACUAGUUCCAACCACCAACUAAUGUUUUUUAUUCAAUAAAUAAGAUGAUGACACUGCUUAUGAUGCCACUUUUCAACUUAAACGUUUCUGGUGAAAAUGCUUUAUGUGUAACUGCUUCCCGCAUAUGGUUACCAAGCAUAAGUGACAUGCACUAUAGAGUAAGGACCACAGUGGGCAAAAAAAUAGAGGCCUCAUAAGUCACAACGAUCGAUUUGUGAUGAUCAUUAACCAUAACAUUUUUUCCUAUUAUAUAUAUCAAUAUCAUCUUAAUUUUUUUUUUUUUUUUUUAUUUUGUUACAUCUUAAUUAUUUCAUUUACAUUCCUUUUGAUUGUUAUUGUGUGCACUUGUUCUUUUUCCUCAGAAAGAUACUCUAAUAGUGCCAUUUUUUAGAAAUCGAAAUUCCCACCACCAUUGUAUACCUUUUUUGUUUCACCAGUUGCUCAGCGCAUUAUAAACACCUGGUGUUGUGGGAUGAUGUGUUGACCCACCAGAAGAAUAAUGUUCUUGUAGACUCAUAUAAACAAAAGAGCUAAAGUAGUCAUGAAUGUCAGGAAUUUUUUUUGAGUGGUUGAGUAGUCCCAACUCAAAAUUGCAUACCAUAAAUUAUAUACUUAAUCCUUGAACGAGCACAUCAGCCAUAGGAAAAGUUUUGUCAACAAUAAUAUGAACAGUCCUUGUAAAUUGAGAUGGAAAAGACUGAGUUCAUAUCCACCUCGGCACAACCGGUUAAUGAUCUCUUUCGGAAUUCUCAGCAGAGCCAAACUUGUCACUUCGCGACCAAUUGUAACAACCUCAAGUCCAGGUAUGGUUCCCUAUCGGAGUUUCCUAGCAAUUUCCAAAUUCAAAAUCUACUCAACCAUGCAAAGUGCCACUUCAUAACAGUGAGGGAAAAACUAAUGUGCUAGUUCUGUUAACAUAGGUAGAAGAUCUUUGCUUGAGCUUUGCAGACCCAGACACUGUUACAACAGCUAAUUUCUCCCAGAUAGACUACAAAGGGACCAUAAUAAUUGGGUGCUACCAAUAAUCUUUGCAAGAACAAAUACCUCCACUAAAAUGGUGAAAGAGAUAUAUAUCUCUGACGAUAAUAUUCCUUCUAUAAACUGCUGAGACAAGCUUAAAGAAGUGAUGGCAGUCAUGGCAAAUCCUUAAAUUUUUCAUUAUCCUUAAGGUAUUACUCGAUGAAUUCAAAAGCCCAAAUGCUAAUGCGAGUUUCUCACUAUGGUGUAUCAGAUUAUGUUCCUUCUCCUCUUCCUCAACAUCAUAUAAAACCAUUCCUGUAUCUGCCUCAUAGCCAAGUAAUUUCAACUUUUCUUUCAUGUCUGCCAACAUAUUGCGAACAUUCUGAUAUCCUGGACCAAUUGAAUCUGAAGCCUGAAAUACAUACAUUGCACUAUCAAUUUCAAUUGAACUCCAACCAGGGACCUUUCUGAUUCCUUUGCUAUCCAUUAAUUUCCUUACUUCUCCAACUUCGGCCCACUUCUUAUCAUGAACAUAAGCAUUUGACAGCAACACAUAAUUUUCUGCAUUCCAUGGUUGUAGCGCAAGAAGCUUUUGGAUUGCAAACUCGCCUAUUUCUGCAUGUCCAUGAAAUCUGCAAGCAAAGAGCAAAGCCCUCCAUAUAGCAGGGUCUGGCUGCAGACUCAUAAAAUGGAUCAUCUCCACAGCUUCAUCCAAAAAGCCACCACGACCAAGUAGAUCAACCAUACACCCAUAAUGUUCAAUAGUUGGUUCCAACCCAAACUCAUUCCUCAUUCUUGCAAAAAGUGUCCUACCUUCCUCAACGAAUCCUUGGCGACAACAAGCACACAAAGCUCCCAAGAAAGUCAACCCAUCAGGCUUGAAAUUUUCCAUGAUCAUCCUAUUGAAAGAUUGCAGUCCAACCUCGCCUCUUCCAUUCAUGGCAUAUCCUGAUAUCAUAACAUUCCAUGUAUGCACAUUUUUGUCCGGCAUGGACAGAAAAACCUUCUCAGCAGCAUCAAUAUCACCACAUUUAGCGUACAUGUCAAUAAGUGCAGUGCCAACAUAAACAUUCAGCAUCAAACCAUUGUUUUUUAUGUAAUCAUGAAUGAACAUCCCUUGAUCCAAAGCUCCCAAAUGAGCACAAGCAGACAAAACACUGGACAUUGUCACCUCACCAGGGCGAACAUCACUCCCCAGCAAUUCUCGAAACACGUCAAUUGCCUCCCUGAAUUUCCCCAUAUGCGCAUAACCAGAUAUUAACGAAUUCCAUGAAACCGUAUUUCUUUCAGGCAUUUCAUCGAAUAUCCUGCGAGCUUCCUUGCACUGUCCGAACCCACAGUGCAUGUAAACCAGAGAGGUGCUUGCAUAAAUAUCAGAACGAAACCCCAUUUUUAUUACACUACAAUGCACUGAUUGGCCGAACCCCGCGUAGCACAACUGAGCUACUGACUUAAGGACGCUUGGGAAAGUCGAGUUAUCAGGCCGAAUGUCGAGUCUGUGCAUUUGGGUGUAAACAAAAACCGAAUACAAGUGCUUUCCUGAAUCCGUAUAUCUUCUGAUAAUGCAGUUGCAAGUCUCCACAUCAAUGAGAUGACCAAACUGGGUAAAGAGAAUGGCGGAUGGACCAAACCCGCGAGAUGGCAGAGAAGCGUCGAGAAGUUUCGUGAAGGAUGGGUGGCUAAAUAAUGGUUGGAAGCCUGAGAGGAUUGCAGACGAGCGAUCACCGGCAGACGGAAGUCGUUGGAGUAGAUUCAGUGAUGAUUUCAUGAUAAACACAAAUUACUUGGGCCAACAAGUAUUACACU